UUUUGAAGGACCCACGACCGGAAGUGAACGUUUUAACCGGAAGCUUGUGUGCUUUGAAAAGUGAAUUGACGUAAAGAGCCACAACAAACAUGGCGGACGAUCCCACAGAAGCAGAACACAGCAUGGAGCAUGCUAACCAGGCCAGCGAGAAUCCACAUGCAGAGUUUGGCUUGACAGACAACAUCCAGAGGACGUUGGAGCAGGAGAAGACGAGCAGUGACAAGAUGUCCAAGAACAAAGUGGACCUGCAGGCUCUUCCCACCCGGGCUUACCUGGACCAGACUGUGGUACCCAUCUUGUUGCAGGCUCUUUCUGUGCUCGCCAAGGAAAGGCCACCAAACCCCAUCGAGUAUUUGGCUGCUUUCCUGCUGAAGAACAAAAGUCAGUUUGAUGAGAGAAGUUGAGUGUUGUCAAUAAAGUUCCUUGCACACA
This is a messenger RNA of Nerophis lumbriciformis (worm pipefish), 432 nucleotides long. RefSeq names its product dpy-30 histone methyltransferase complex regulatory subunit (gene dpy30). NCBI's taxonomy places the organism in Eukaryota, Metazoa, Chordata, Actinopteri, Syngnathiformes, Syngnathidae. The record is from RefSeq and is a predicted model, not a curated record. Gene Ontology annotation, cellular component: Set1C/COMPASS complex.